AUGUCCAAAAUUAUGAAUAAUGUCCGUAUUAAUUUAGCUAUCAGAUAUGAGCUAGAUUUCAUGAACUAUUAUAACUCAUAUAUGAUAGCUGCUGCCGAAAGUACUAUAUUAGUAACCAUUAAUGCCCGUGAAGAAAAAUCGAUCGCGAUUCCGUUGUUAAGUCAUGAAAUGGAUUUCACUCAUGUUUAUAGCUUAAUAGAUACUAUAGAGAUAUUUAUAGCUAAUAAUCUAGAUCGAAGUCGAGAAUUCGCAAGCUGGAUGCAAAUUGUAAUCGUCGAUAAGCCUUUACAGUUUGGGUGGCAAAUUACUCAACACGUAGCAGUUAAAGAACUUGGUUUUAAUGUAACUUAUGUCGCUAAAGAUAAAUCUAUCAUUACUAAGAUGGAAUCAGAAAUGGAAGAACUUACAGAUGCUUGGACGAGUCAUAAGAUGACUGAAGAAGAUUAUUUUGAUUCAGUAGAUCAAAAUAGUUGGUCUGAGCUUGCGUUACAAUUUUGGUCAGAAUAUAACACAAUUCUAGUAAAGCAAGGUCAAGAUAAAACUGUGUAUAUAUACGGGUUCGAGAACGAUAUACUGAAUGCUGUUUCAAGUAUUCAUAAGCUAAGUAAAACUUACUUUGAAGAGAAAGCUCAGAAUGAAGUAGAGAAAGUUACAGCUGAAACAGCUAAAUGGUAUGUAAAAGCUGAAGAAUCUAAGACUUACUUUGAAGUGAAGCUAAACUACGAAAUUGAAAAAAACUACAAGAUUUAUACUAAAGAUAAGACCAAGAAGACUUUUGUAAUCGAUGCAGGAAAUAAAACGAUCGAUUUCGGCGAAAUGAAUCUGAAGUUUGUUGAUGGAACAGAGUAUCCUAUAGGAAAAUCGUCAAUAACAGGUGUAGCAAAGUAUUGA
This is a messenger RNA of Trichoplax adhaerens, 891 nucleotides long. RefSeq lists its product as uncharacterized. The transcript has 3 exons. Gene Ontology annotation, biological process: negative regulation of gene expression. Gene Ontology annotation, molecular function: transcription corepressor activity. Lineage: Eukaryota; Metazoa; Placozoa; Uniplacotomia; Trichoplacea; Trichoplacidae. The record is from RefSeq and is a predicted model, not a curated record. The coding region runs from base 1 to 891 and encodes 296 amino acids. Gene Ontology annotation, cellular component: cytoplasm; nucleus.